Corythoichthys intestinalis (scribbled pipefish) is the source of this 2767-nucleotide messenger RNA. RefSeq names its product syntabulin (syntaxin-interacting) (gene sybu). The coding region runs from base 191 to 2137 and encodes 648 amino acids. Gene Ontology annotation, cellular component: cytoplasmic microtubule. Gene Ontology annotation, biological process: synapse maturation; axonal transport of mitochondrion. The transcript has 9 exons. NCBI's taxonomy places the organism in Eukaryota, Metazoa, Chordata, Actinopteri, Syngnathiformes, Syngnathidae. The record is from RefSeq and is a predicted model, not a curated record.
ACUGGUUCCACCCAUCGACCCAGCGUCAAGAAUCCAGAACAUAAUGGUGGUCCACUUUGACUCACUGGCAAACGAACACAACCUGGUGGUGCCAACAUCCGGACGUGUAUUUGUGCUACGAAGACAAAGAAGCAUUUGUCUUUGGGGGAUAACAACAAAACAUCAGUAAGAAUACACUACAUGAAACACAAUGGGACCAUUCCAAGAGUAUGAGGAAAAGAAGUCUCCACAGAAAGGGAGUCCUCGGAGUCGCAUCCCACGUUUGGUCCUCCAUCCCUUUCAGCCAAAGGGUGUCAAAUCACCUCUUUCUGACUCCCCUUUCUCAGAAGAAGAUGGCAAAGAGUGUGAAGUCAGCUCAGAUCACUCCAAGAGGACCAUCAGCUCCAACAGUUUUUAUUCAGAUGACACCGGCUGCCCCACUAGUCAGUCUGUGUCCCCCUCCAAAACUCCAUCAGGCUCUGAGGAGAGUACCCAUAAGUCACCAACACUCCCCGAGCGAAAGGUCAACGUGAAGAGGGUACGGGUUAUAGCGGAGUGCAGUCGCGAACCACGGAGUGCUCCGAGGCACAAGAAGAAGCUGAGGUCUGCCAUGAAAGUCAGAGGAAGUGAGGCUGAUUUCAGCUCUUCCAGUAGCACGGGGAGCCUAAAGACCAGGGAGAGUACCACCAAAUCAAAUGGAAAGAAAGCUCCAUGUCACAGCUUGCUCCCAGUCUUCAAACCGGCAGGGAGUCCUUCUGCCAACCGUGAUGCAGAACUAUAUGCUCCCUACAGGACUCGAGCCAGAGCUGCAUUUUCAAGUAGCAGCUGCAACUCUAGCCCUACAUCCAGAAGAGCGAACUUGAGCCGCUACCAGUCAUGUGGUGAUAACCAUGGAAUCAGACCCCCCAACCCUGAGCAGUACCUCACCCCUCUGCAGCAGAAAGAAGUGACCAUCAGACACCUGAAAACAAAGCUGCUGGAGUCUGACAACCGGGUGCAUGACAGAGAAGCAGAAAUUGAGGAUCUCAAAGGCCAACUCUGCAGAAUGAGAGAAGACUGGAUUGAGGAGGAAUGUCACCGAGUAGAGGCCCAACUGUCCCUCAAAGAAGCUCGUAAGGAAAUCAAACAGUUGCGCCAGGUUGUGGAGACCAUGAAGAAUAGCCUAAUGGAAAAAGAUAAGGGAAUACAGAAGUACUUCAUAGACAUAAACAUCCAAAACAGGAAGCUGGAGUCGCUGCUACAAAGCAUGGAACUUGCUCAGAGUGGUGUCAGCCUUCAAGACGAAAACACACACGACUUCUUCUUUGACAGCCCCAAGAGGGGCAGGAAGAAGCUGGCAGGAGAGGAAGAAGGUGGGAUGGAGCUAGGAGAUCAAGGGGUAGAGGCCAUGGCUGAUAGUGGGCUGCUAAUAAAUGAUGAGAUGGCCAACAGAGCUGACAUUCUGGAGCAGGUCUUAAUGUCCACUGCAGUUGAUUUCAAUCUGGACUCGAUCAACAAGCCAAAGCCUGGGAUGGAGUUGGACUCUGCAGUGUCCAUACUGUCUGAAAUAUCCAAUCCACUGCCACUAGCUAUAUCAGCUACUGUUUCCAGCAACAUUUCGCACUCUCUGAAGAAGACCGAAGAUAAAGGCAUCCAGACUGACAUAAUGUCCAUGUCACUAGAGCUUCAGGCUUUUCUUUACCAGCUUCUUCGACUCGAAGGGAAUAGAGGGCCUACAUUGUCCUUCUCCAGCGCUCUUUUGGGUCUGCCAAAGCUGCCCACUUUCACUUACGCACAUUCCCCUUACAUGAUAGCUCCCAUACCUUACAUGCUAUCCCCUGCUUCCCUUGACAGCACAGUCAUUGCUAACGACGCUGGCUUGGGUUGCUCAGAUCUGGCAGAGAGGCCAAGGUUCAUGGAUGAGCUGGAUUUUGACACAAGCACAGAAAAAAACCCUCCAUCACCAGGGCUGGGUGUGGUCAGCAAGCGUUACUGGAGCAAUAGUUUUCUGGUGGAUCUGGUUGCCGUGGCAGCACCUGUGCUACCCAUAUUGGUCUGGCUGUACUCUCAGCACGGUGUGGUCAAAAGCACUCCGGCCAACAUCGCAUCUCUCAUCAGGGGCUGUUGCAUCAUGGGAUUGCACUCUCUUCGUCACAUUGCUCACAGGCCAAAUGUGUAAUGGCUUUCAAUGUACAAGCACAUGUCUCACUUUGAAUUAAAAGCACUUAAGCAUUUUUGAGAGCAUUUUUUCCCUUAGCAUCUAAAUGAUGUCGAUACUUUGGGUCCAGCACUGUAUGCUUACCAUGAGUUAAAGUGGUAACAUGAAAAGGGUAUUAAAGUGGUAACAUGAAAAGGGAUAUUUAUUAAGGGGGGGCAGAUUACUAAUAGUUUAUUAUCUAGAAUGGAUAUAUGUACAAUUUUUCUCAAUGUUUUAUAGUGUCCCGGGUCAUCCUUAUUAAAAAUCAAAGCACUUGUUUGAAUGAGGUUUCUGAAAUGAAAGAUUGAAUAUCUGUUGUGCUUUUUCAAGGUUUUGAGAUGUUUGAGUUGUUCAAAAAGUAACUUUAAACCUUCAGCCAAAGCUUUAAUGUGAAAUCACUGUGGGUUUUUUUUUUUUUUUUUUUUUGUUAUUGUGAAUUAUUUUUCCUCCCAGAAAGUGAAACUUCAUUAGCUUUAAGUGAACCUUGGUAUUGUAAACAAAGUUUAUGCUUGACAGCAAAAUACAGUCAUGUGCCUGAGCUAUGUGCAAUACCUGCAGUUUGCAUAAGAUGUCUGUGUAUACGUAAUAUUAUUAAAGCAUGAUAAUACAAUA